UAUGAAUAAUGAUAGAGAAUAAUUGCUCAUUAGUUUAGUAUAUAAUUUAUGGAAAAAAUAAUAUAUCAAACGUAGAUAUUAUUUAUUUGACACGUCUUGAACACCAAGUGCGCAACUGCAAAUGAAGCGAUCAAGAAUUCUUCAAGUGGGGAUAAUUACCAAAAAUACACACUCAAUAUGUUGUUACAUAUGAAAGUUGGUAUUGCUGGAAGUAUUCUCUUCUUCUUGGGGUUCUUAUUAUUCAGCGCCUUUCCACCAUUUCUUAAAAGCCAAGUCAAAAAGGCAGUACGACUAAAAAAAGGAGAAGAUAUAAGAGAUAUGUGGGAAAAAACACCUUUUCCAUUAGACUUUAGAAUUUAUUUAUUCAAUAUUACAAAUGCUGAUCAAAUCAAGACUGGAGCUAAACCCAUUGUCCAAGAAGUUGGUCCAUUUUUUUAUGAUGAGUGGAAAGAAAAGGUAGAUUGUGAUGAUAAUGAUGCUGAUGAUACAGUAGAAUACAGUAACAAAGCCACAUGGAUUUUUAAUCCUGGUAAAAGUGCUCCAGGUCUUACUGAAGAUGUUGAAUUAGUCUUACCUCAUAUAAUGAUUCUUGGAAUGAUAUUGACUACUGUGAGAGAAAAACCUGGAAUGGUUGGUCUAGCAGCCAAAGCAAUAGACAGCAUUUUUCAUAAACCUGAUUCUAUAUUCAUCAAAACAACAGCACGUCAAAUUCUUUGGGACGGUUUGCCUGUUGAUUGUUCGGUCAAAGAUUUUGCAGGCAGUGCAGUCUGUUCACUUUUACGUGAAGAUGAUAGUGCAUUAAUCAAGGAUGGUGAAAAUUACAGAUUUGCACUAUUUGGUCAUAAAAAUGGAACGGUUAUUCCUGAUCGGAUAAAAGUCAAACGUGGAAUAAAAAAUUACUUGGACGUUGGAGUUGUCACUGAAUUUAAGGGGGAACCAAAACUGAGUGUUUGGUCUGAAGAAGGAACUUGUAAUGAAUUUAAUGGUACUGAUUCCACCAUAUUUCAUGCUUAUCUUUAUUCAAAUGAAGAUGUCGUGUCUUUUACUCCUGAUUUGUGCCGGAGUCUUAGCACAAGAUAUCAAAGGCCUACAAAAAUUAAAGGAAUUAAAACCAAUCGAUAUUCGGCUGAUUUGGGAGAUAUGAGUAGUGACCCAGAGAUCAAAUGUUUAUGUCCAGCACCUGAUAAGUGUUUGAAAAAAGGAUUAUUUGAUCUUUAUCCUUGUAUUAAAGCUCCUAUUAUUGCUACAUUACCACAUUUUUAUCUCACGGCUGAAGAAUACCUCACUCAAGUUGACGGUCUUAAUCCUAUGGAGGAAAAACAUCAAAUUUUUCUGGAUUUUGAACCAAUAACUGCAACUCCUCUUGCUGCUGGAAAAAGAUUACAGUUCAAUAUGAUGAUAUUUCCAAUAGAAAAAUUCAAGCUUAUGAAGACAUUCCCUACUGCUCUUUUACCGUUGUUUUGGGUGGAAGAAGGUCUUGUUCUUGGUGAUGAAUAUGUUAAACAGUUGAAGGGUGUAUUCAAAGUGUUCACAAUAAUAAAGAUCAUGAAGUAUUUGUUUUUGACUCUCGGCGUAGGAUUAUGUGGGGCAGCCGGUGGUUUAUAUUAUAAAUUCCAACAAUCAGCACAAAAGCUUGAUAUUACAAAAAUUACGCCAAAAGCUGCACCAAAUACUAAUGGACAAGAAAAGAAAUGGCCAACAUCGGUUAGCACUAUUCAAACACCAACUGCUCCUCCAACAGUUGAUGCUUAAACGUAUCAAAGAAUGGAUGAAUUAAAUCAAUUUUUAUUUUUUAGAGGUUCAAUUCAUUUUUAAAGGGUUAGAAUAAAUUAAAAGUUUAAUUGAUUUUAACUAUGACUUAAUCAUAAUAACAAAAUCAAUUGAGCUGGACUUGAUAAUUUAGUAAAUUAAUAUUUUUAUUUCAAUCAUUUGUUUAUCAAUAAAAUAUUGCAAUUUAAAAGUUAUAAAUAACUAGAAUAAUAUCAAUUAUAAAUGUAUAAAAAAUCGAAAAAGA
Chelonus insularis is the source of this 2014-nucleotide messenger RNA. Its product is annotated as sensory neuron membrane protein 1-like. The transcript has 9 exons. Gene Ontology annotation, molecular function: scavenger receptor activity. NCBI's taxonomy places the organism in Eukaryota, Metazoa, Arthropoda, Insecta, Hymenoptera, Braconidae. The coding region runs from base 178 to 1752 and encodes 524 amino acids. Gene Ontology annotation, cellular component: cytoplasm; membrane. The record is from RefSeq and is a predicted model, not a curated record.